Messenger RNA from Fraxinus pennsylvanica, 951 nucleotides. The record is from the annotation of a GenBank genome assembly. Lineage: Eukaryota; Viridiplantae; Streptophyta; Magnoliopsida; Lamiales; Oleaceae.
AUGUCUGUUGACGCCAAGAGAGAUUCUGCCGAUACACUGAGGUACAACAUCAGUUCCCAAGACAAGGCAAACAUGAAUGUUUCAUCAUUGAGCACACAACAGAAGCCGUUUGAUUUUUUGCGCCUGUUAUAUGAGGGUGCUGUAGCUGGAGCUGCUGCUGGUGUCGUGGUGGAAACUGUUUUAUACCCAAUUGAUACAAUUAAAACUCGACUUCAAGCAGUUCGUGGCGGGGGAGAAAUUAUUUUGAAAGGUCUUUACUCUGGAUUGGCUGGAAAUCUUGUGGGUGUUUUACCGGCAUCGGCAAUAUUUGUUGGUGUAUAUGAACCUGCCAAGCAGAAGUUGCUGAAGAGCCUUCCUGAGAAUUUCUCUGCCUUAGCUCACCUGACUGCAGGUGCUAUUGGAGGGGCUGCUUCUUCCAUAGUUCGUGUUCCUACUGAAGUUGUUAAGCAAAGGAUGCAGACCGGACAAUUUGCCUCUGCCCCCGAUGCUGUUCGUAUUAUCGUUGCUAAGGAGGGUAUUAGAGGCCUUUAUGCAGGAUAUGGAUCCUUCCUAUUGCGAGACUUGCCCUUCGAUGCAAUUCAGUUCUGCAUAUAUGAGCAGAUUCGAAUUGGCUAUAGACUAGCAGCAAGAAGGGAUUUGAGUGACCCUGAAAAUGCAAUGAUUGGUGCUUUUGCAGGUGCUAUCACUGGCGCUAUAACAACUCCUCUUGAUGUGAUAAAAACUCGAUUGAUGGUUCAGGGAUCAGCAACGCAGUACAAGGGUAUUUUCCAUUGUGUUAGUACUAUCACAAGAGAAGAAGGCUCCUCUGCAUUUUUUAAGGGUAUGGGGCCAAGAGUAUUAUGGAUAGGUAUCGGUGGUUCUAUAUUCUUUGGUGUUCUUGAGAGAACAAAGCUACUGCUCGCCCAGAAGCGUCCUCUUGAACGAGGUUCCAAUUCUUUGAAGCCGGUGUAA